This is a messenger RNA of Theileria equi strain WA, 1839 nucleotides long. RefSeq names its product signal peptide containing protein. The coding region runs from base 1 to 1839 and encodes 612 amino acids. The record is from RefSeq and is a predicted model, not a curated record. The transcript has a single exon. Lineage: Eukaryota; Apicomplexa; Aconoidasida; Piroplasmida; Theileriidae.
AUGAGAUUAUUCUUGUUACUAUUCACAACAUUCCUUAUCAGAGCAUAUUAUUGUGUUUCUCCAAAUUCGAAAGGAGAUGACAAGCCUCUUCCAACAUCACAAGAGAAACAGAAUCUAACAAAGACAAGUACUGGAGCUAAACCUGUUCAAGGUGUUGAACAACGUCCUCAGAGGCAACAACAAACAGUAGCUUCAUCUACUCCUAAACCAGAAGAGCUUACUUCUCUAUCUGAUCUCAAAUCAAAGGUUGACGCUCCUAUAUUAAAGGUAGGGGAAUAUGACUUUUCAGCUCUAAAGUCCAAAGCAGACUCCACUAUAUUUGAUGCAGUUGGAGAUUAUGAAGGCGAACUUCCAGUUUUAAGGUUGACACCUAAGGUCGGGGUCACAGCGAAAAGACUUGUGUUUGAUGGACAGACACUUUGGACAUGUCAAGGUCCCAAUGAUGCAUGUUUAUCGGCCAUCUUCUACCUGGGACAAAGUGGGCCCGUGGCUGCUACAUACAGCGUUAAGGGAAGAAAGGUAUUCGAAGGCUACCGUAAAUUUUCAGGUGGACAAUGGACUUCAGUAAAUAAGGAAGGACUUGAUGAGUUACUUGAAGAACUCAAAAAAGACUUAGGAGAUGCUAAAAAGUCUGAUGAGGAUAAGGCAAAACAUCUUCCUGAAGCAACUGAACCUAAGAAUACUCCUAAAGAAUCUCCUGAAGAUAUAUCUCAAGAACAUGGAAAUGAAAUAGGAAAAGAGAAUCAUGACUUAUCUGAUGAUACACAUAAAGAGAAUCCCACUACUCCACUUUCUCAGCCAGCGGUAGCUAAACCUCCUGCUAAAGGACCUCCUAGUGGACAAACCGCUAACUCUGAUCAAAAGGCUAAAGAUACUCUUGAAUCUCUCCAGCAAACAGAGACUGCUCCACAUGAUCAGCAAACUCCUACUGUUAAACCUAAAUCUCAGAAAACAGUGUCUCCUGGUACUCAACUAACUGAAGCUAAGCAGGAGCAAAAGCCGGCUGCAAACCUCCAAGGUACUUCCGAGAAUGUUCAAGUACAAGAGGAGGCUAAAGAGGAACAGUCACUUACCCAAAGUACUCCAAAAACUACCAAGGAGAAUGUAAAAGAGAAGUGUAAGCCUGCUGAUAAAUAUGUUUCCUCUAAACCACUAGGUCCAGCUGUUUUGGAUAUUACUAAAUUGGACAGUUCCAAAUUUAGUUCCUUUGAGUACAUAUAUGAUGAUAACCUAACCCAACUAAUUGCUCCAAAUAAGGAUACUACUGUUACAAGGUUAAUGAAUGAUAAGGAAGAAGUGUGGACUCCUGGAGAGAAUGAAGAAUUUGGCUACGCAAGAGUCUAUCUAGAUGAGAACAGGGAGCCAAGAGUCAUCAAUGUUGCAAGUACAAUUUCUUCAAGGAUAGAAUACAACUACUUUGCAAAGAAUGGAACCAAAUGGGAAUGUGCAAGAGACCAUGCCGAAAAGUUGAAAGCUCUAAAGGUCGUUCCAACUAGCAAAUCUGACAUCUCCAUUGAUUUAGAGAGAGAAGAGGACACAGAUGAAUGUAGAGUACUAAACGUUGAACUCAUGAAUGUACCAACACGGUUUCACUUACCCAUGCCAGAGUAUCAUGCCAAUGAAGUAAGGUAUGUUGAAGAUCUUCUAUGGGCUGCCUCCGGUAAUGAAAGGUGUAAAUCUUGUGCUAUAUACUCCAAGAAUGAUGUUCGUCUGCUCGCUAUUUUUAUAAAGAAAGGUGACGACUUGGAACAUAAAUAUUUUGAGAAAGUAGAUGAAACAUGGAAAGAUCUCACUCAUGAGGCUUUCUUCAAGAAGUAUAAUGAAAUGAGAAAUGCCUAG